Molecule: messenger RNA, 879 nt
Organism: Pyricularia pennisetigena
Lineage: Eukaryota; Fungi; Ascomycota; Sordariomycetes; Magnaporthales; Pyriculariaceae
Exons: 2
Coding region: 1-879 (292 amino acids)
Cellular component (GO): extracellular region
Molecular function (GO): hydrolase activity
Source: RefSeq, a predicted model, not a curated record
AUGCGUUUCUCCAGCAUCUUCAGCGUCCUGGCGACAGCGGCCAUGGCUUCGGCCGCACAGCUGCAACAGGUCACCAACUGGGGAGACAAUCCUACCAACAUCCAGAUGUUCAUCUAUGUGCCGGACCGCGUGGCCACCAACCCAGCCAUUAUAGUUGCUCUUCACCCCUGCGGUGGUAACGCCCGCCAGUGGUUCAGCGGCACACGCCUGCCGUCGUACGCCGACCAGAACGGCUUCAUCCUGAUCUACGCCGGCACCCCGAACCAGUCCAACUGCUGGGACGUGCAGAACCCGGCCUCGCUCACGCACGGACAGGGCGGCGACGCCAAGGGCAUCGUGGCCAUGGUCAACUAUACUCUCAACCGGUACAACGGCAACAAGGACAAGGUGUACGUCAUGGGCUCGUCCUCGGGCGGCAUGAUGACCAACGUGAUGGCGGGAUCGUACCCGGACGUGUUCGAGGCCGGGGCAGCGUACAGCGGCACUGCGCACGCCUGCUUCGCGGGUGCCGCGGGCGCGACCCCGUUCUCGGCCAACCAGACCUGCGCCCAGGGCCUGACGCACACGCCGCAGCAGUGGGGCGACUUUGUCCGCAACUCAUACCCAGGCUACACAGGCCGGCGGCCGCGCAUGCAGAUCUGGCACGGAAACGCCGACUAUUUGGUCAGGCCGGCGGCCGCGCAUGAGACCCUCAAGCAGUGGAGCAACGUGCUCGGUGUCACCAUCUCCCGCAACGUCACGGGCGUGCCCUCGGCUCAGUAUACCCAGGUCAUUUACGGAGACGGCAGCAAGCUGCAGGGGUUCUUUGGCAACGGCGUCGGGCACACGGCGCCGGUCAAUGAGGACCUGAUGCUUAGGUUCUUUGGGCUGAUUGCGUAA